This is a messenger RNA of Coffea eugenioides, 1073 nucleotides long. Its product is annotated as VQ motif-containing protein 11-like. Bases 222 to 926 code for a protein of 234 amino acids. The transcript has a single exon. The record is from RefSeq and is a predicted model, not a curated record. NCBI's taxonomy places the organism in Eukaryota, Viridiplantae, Streptophyta, Magnoliopsida, Gentianales, Rubiaceae.
AAAGUAUAUAAGUUCAUAGCAAUUUGCAGGAAACUUACUAGCAACAAUUCAUUCAUGCCUUAAUUCCCUGUACUUGUACAAGACCUCUGCUGAUAUCUGGUUUUUCUUUACUUCUAAACAUGAAAAAGAUCGCCAGAAUCUAUGCCUAAUUUUCCGCUUCUCUGUUCAGUGCAGUUUUUGCAUCAUCUUUCACUACCUUGAUCUUUUUUCUCUCGCCUUUCAUGGCUUCUCCAUCUUCCAACAAGAAAACCAACGAUGCCUACAGAAUUUUACCAGCUUCCUCAGUCAAGGAAAAACCCCCAAGCCGCAGGACAAUCUAUAUAGAAACUGACGUCUCCAACUUCAAAGCCGUGGUCCAAAAGUUCACCGCUUUACCCGAAGAAAAUCCACCGACCGUUUACCCGCAUCCUGUCGCCGGGAAACCACCCUCCCGCGACAUGGGUGCCCGGAGACCAGGCCUCAAGCUCCAUGAACGAAGGCGGAGCGUAUGUGUGCCGGAGAUCAAGGUUAACAACAAUGGCCGCCUCCUUGACUGUGGUGGUAAAAGUGGAUCAUCGUCGUCGUCGUCAUCAUCAUCCUCAUCCUCCACUUACUCCUCCUCCUCAUCGUCCUCCUCCUCCUCGGGUUCUUCCGCGAGGCCAAGAAGAGUUUUUGGGUUCAGCUUCGACCAGGUGACGGUGUCGCCGAUGGAAAAUUUGGCAUGUGGGAAUACAAAAGCGCCGCAGAGGAUAACUUGUUCAGCACCGUUGGAUGAAGAGAUGCAGGGGAUUGAUGAGAAGGGUUAUUAUUUGCUCCCCACUAGUAGUGAUACUCCCGGAGGAUCUAAGCCACCCCCGCUUUUGCCUUUGUUUCCCAUUCAUCCAAGUUAUCCAAAUAGUCUUGAUAUUGAUGCUGUUGAGAACGAAGACCCUACUUCAAGUGCUUAGUUCUUUUCAAUGGUAAUAAUCAUAUGAUCAUCAUGAUAUAGAGAGAAAUUUAGAGGGAGAUAGCGGUGAACAAACAUUUAUCUGUAUAUGCUCAGUCUUGUUAGUAAAACGGGAAUGUCAGACAGGAGGAACAAUCUUUACAUGAUU